Messenger RNA from Elgaria multicarinata webbii, 2088 nucleotides. It is a transcript of the gene SOX13, whose product is annotated as SRY-box transcription factor 13. NCBI's taxonomy places the organism in Eukaryota, Metazoa, Chordata, Lepidosauria, Squamata, Anguidae. Gene Ontology annotation, biological process: cell fate commitment; regulation of transcription by RNA polymerase II. The record is from RefSeq and is a predicted model, not a curated record. The transcript is spliced from 14 exons. Gene Ontology annotation, cellular component: nucleus. Gene Ontology annotation, molecular function: RNA polymerase II cis-regulatory region sequence-specific DNA binding; DNA-binding transcription factor activity, RNA polymerase II-specific. The coding region runs from base 158 to 2005 and encodes 615 amino acids.
GAAAGAGACGGGUCCGGCCUGCCCCCGGGGCGGGGCGCUUGGGAAGACAACAGCCCAAGCCCGACAGAAGAAGAAGAAGAAGAGGAAGGAGCAGCAAGAGCAGCAGCAGCAGCUCGCUGCCGGAGGGAGCCGCGCGGAGUCCAGCCAAGCAGCUUAGAUGUCCAUGAGGAGCCCUGCCUCUCCUCAGCUGGAGCUCAAUGGAGCUGAGAACAUGGUGAACUGUGCUAUUAAAACAGAAGAGAAGAACGAGAGCUGCUACAGGUCUACACAGGAGGAAGCAGCUAGCACCACACUCGGCUCUGACAAACCGCACCAAUUGCCAUCACCGCUGAGUGAAGUUAUCGACCCCCCAACCGUCACACAGGAAUCUUCAUCUCCAGUGGACAAGGCAAUAGAUUCCAGGAACCCUGCGAUCGAGUCAGCAGUUAGCAACCGGGAAAAAUUGGAUUUCAAUAGAAACUUAAAAGAAGUAAUGCCAACCAUUGAGAAAUUACUGUCCAGUGACUGGAAAGAGAGACUUCUAGGGAAAAGUCCCAUGGAAUCUAAAGAGGUGAAAGGAACCCAAGAAAGCCUGGCAGAGAAGGAGUUGCAGCUGCUGGUCAUGAUUAACCAGCUGUCCAUCCUGCGGGACCAGCUGCUGACGGCCCAUUCAGAGCAGAAGAACAUGGCAGCUAUGUUGUUUGAGAAGCAGCAGCAACAGAUGGAACUGGCGAGGCAGCAACAGGAACAGAUUGCCAAGCAACAACAACAGCUUAUUCAGCAGCAACACAAGAUCAACCUGCUACAACAGCAGAUCCAGCAGGUCAACAUGCCCUAUGUAAUGAUUCCAGCCUUCCCCCCCAGCCACCAGCCUCUUCCCGUCACCCCAGAUGCUCAAAUGACACUUCCCAUUCAACCAAUCCCUUGCAAACCAGUGGAGUACCCCAUGCAGCUUCUGCACAGCCCGCCUCCAUCAGCCCUGAAGAGACCUGCAAGCUCAGGCCACCUACAGAGCCAGGAAUCUUCACAGCCACUGAACUUAACAGCAAAGUCCAAAGGCUCUGAGCUCCCCAAUGCCUCCAGCUCACCUAGUCUCAAGAUCAGCAGCUGUCAGUCCCUCACUCCUAACCAUGGAGUUUCGCGGGAGUUGCAGGCCAGCCCGCCCAGCCUCCCUUUGGGGUUCCUUGGAGAGGGAGAUGCUAUAACCAAAGCAAUCCAGGAUGCUCGGCAGCUUCUACACAAUCAAAGCAGAGUGAUCGAUGGCUCUCCAAAUCAUCCCUACAGGAAAGACCAUGCCAGCAUGGAUUCUUCACCCGCAAAAGAACAGGCUGAGGAGACUUCCUUGCAGAGGCUGGAUGAGUCCAUGUUAACCUGUGAUGGGGAUGCCUCGCGUCAUUUCCCCGAAUCCAGGAACAACAACCACAUCAAGCGCCCCAUGAAUGCCUUCAUGGUGUGGGCCAAGGAUGAGAGGCGCAAGAUCUUGCAGGCCUUUCCAGACAUGCACAAUUCAAGCAUCAGUAAGAUUCUAGGCUCCCGGUGGAAAUCAAUGUCGAACCAGGAGAAGCAGCCCUACUAUGAGGAGCAGGCGCGGCUCAGCCGCCAGCACCUGGAGAAGUAUCCCAAUUACAAAUACAAGCCCCGCCCCAAGCGCACCUGCAUCGUGGAAGGGAAGCGGCUCCGCGUUGGUGAAUACAAGGCACUGAUGAGGAACCGGCGCCAGGACGCCAGGCAGGGCUACCUGAUUGCGCCCCAAGGCAGCCAGAUGCCACCCUCCUCUUCAGACCUCAUGUACCAGCGAUCAGUUGGGAUUCAGCUGGCUCCGCCCCUGAUGGAUCGCUACUUGCCCCGUGGAAUGGAACCAAACAUGCCGGUCAUAGUCAACACACGUAGCUUGAAGCCAGAGGAAGGGGACGGGGCUGAGGACAGUCAUUCAGUGCCUGAUGGGGAGAUGUACCACUACAGUGAAGACGAGGAUUCGGAGGGCGAAGACAAGAGUGAUGGUGAACUGGUGGUUCUCACAGACUAAGCCGAGGGCGCUGUGGGGGACGCACGUGUGGUGGUGGGCACUUUGCCGGCCUUUGCCCUCUUCUUUCCUGCACAAAACCACGA